AAUCUUGUUCAGUAUGUUUGCUUUUUCGAUUUACUUUUUAGCGGUUUGUGGAAUACCUUUGGUCUAUGGUCAUGCAGAAGCUUGCAGAUAUCCUUACCGUAGAGUUGGAAAUAAUUGUUACCUUAUUAAUCAAGAAAAAGUGACAGCAGAUACUGCAUUUGCAAUAUGCAUAAGACAUGGUACACACUUGGCCAAUUUUGAGACGUUAGAAGAAUUGCUGUUGAUGAAAUAUGAACUGAAGAAAAUGAAUACUGGUUCCAGUUUUUUCAUUGGAGGACGUAAUGUUAAUAGAUAUAUUUCUGGUGGAGAUUGGAGAUGGAUACAGAAAGGGAAGAUGACAAAGAUGGCAUAUUUUGACUUUGAUUCUAAUGAACCGAACGGAUCGUUUGCAAGACCACAAGACUGUUUGCUACUCAAUGGUGGUCGGAGUUAUAACUUCCGAAGUGAUGACUGUGACGCCUACUCCAUAGGUUUCAUCUGCGAAAAAUGAAUUCAGAUAACUUCAUUGAAUAUAUAAUUUGUGUCUAAA
This is a messenger RNA of Mytilus californianus (California mussel), 529 nucleotides long. RefSeq lists its product as uncharacterized. The record is from RefSeq and is a predicted model, not a curated record. Bases 14 to 490 code for a protein of 158 amino acids. The transcript has 4 exons. Lineage: Eukaryota; Metazoa; Mollusca; Bivalvia; Mytilida; Mytilidae.